This is a messenger RNA of Phytomonas sp. Hart1, 1062 nucleotides long. NCBI's taxonomy places the organism in Eukaryota, Euglenozoa, Kinetoplastea, Trypanosomatida, Trypanosomatidae. The record is from the annotation of a GenBank genome assembly.
GAUUCCAUGUAGUUUGCUAGGGAGAUGGACAAGCUUCAAACUGCGAUUAAUAGGAUCUCUGCGUUUGGUCUCGCAGAUGACCUGGAGGCUCGAAAGGUGGUUGCGGAGCUCGAGCUUGUGUCUCAGCAUGCUUCUGCCCAUUCGCUUCAAUUUUCUGAGGAACUCAUGUGCCAGUGUAUUGAUCUACUAGAAGAACUUCCUAGGGUUUCCAUCGCCACGGGAGCAUUAAUCAUGCUUCUAGCUAAUGCAUGCCUCAUUGAUGAGAAUUUAUCCCUUGCCUCUCGGUAUGGGCUUCCUGCCUUGUGUGUUCUAGUGCUUCAAUCGCAAGCAGAGCUGUCAAAUGAAACACUCUUUUAUAUGUUUGACCUCAUGAGUACCCUUUCUUCAAGGGAGGGAUAUGUUAGGCAAUGUCUUCGCCCUGGGAUUCCAUAUGUUUUGGAAGCUAUGAAACAGCGAAUGAAGUCAUUAGAUGUUUUGUUUGGUGGUUGUUUUUUAUUAAGCACUAUGACGAUACUGGAUGAGUCAAAUUGCGAACUGACAGUUCGACGUGGAGGUAUGCAGGUUGUAAUUAAUAUUUAUCGAUAUGCUUUGAAGCGUCUCUCGGAAUUAACUAUGAAUCAAAAGACUAAUACAGGAUUAGAAGAAUCAACGCGCGAAUGCGUCUUGGCUCACCUGAAAAAGGAAAAGCAGGCUGAAUAUGUGCAUUUGUGUAAAGGCAUUCUUCGAUGGUGCAAAAAUAUCCUCCAAAAUUUGUGCCGCGCCGACAGUCCGACUAUUGAUGCAACAUUACCAACAUUGGAUUAUGGACAAUACGGGACGAGUAUCGAAAUGGAUGAUCUGAAGUGGACACUUGUGUUCGAACGCAAAAAAAGGAAAACCUCGAUCGAGCCAUUAGCGUAGGGUUUAUGUAUGCCGGUUUAACAUAUUUAAGCCAGAUGUAGAUGUCCAUUCACGAAUUAGAAUCUGUGGUCUGAAAACGCAUUUUUAAAAAUUAUUGUAUAUAGAUUAGUUGUGUUUAUUUUAAAACUAUCUGCAGUUGGGUGAAUUAAUAUUUUUGGAUAA